Drosophila busckii is the source of this 1148-nucleotide messenger RNA. Its product is annotated as hydroxymethylglutaryl-CoA lyase, mitochondrial. The transcript has 3 exons. Lineage: Eukaryota; Metazoa; Arthropoda; Insecta; Diptera; Drosophilidae. Gene Ontology annotation, molecular function: hydroxymethylglutaryl-CoA lyase activity. Gene Ontology annotation, biological process: L-leucine catabolic process; ketone body biosynthetic process. The record is from RefSeq and is a predicted model, not a curated record. The coding region runs from base 53 to 1045 and encodes 330 amino acids.
UUAACAGCUAGCAACAAUAGUAGACGUAACAACAGGUAGUUUUUAUAUAGGCAUGCAAUUUGCAAAAUAUUUACCGCCUACUUGUCGCUCCAUACAGCGCGGAGGCUUUUCUAAUGCUGCCAGGCACUUGGCACAAAAAUCUUCGACGGAUCAAGUGCGCAUUGUGGAGGUUGGACCCCGAGAUGGCUUACAAAAUGAAGCAAAACUGCUGCCAGCUGCAGUCAAAAUAGAGCUUAUCGAUCGUUUAUCCGAAACGGGACUGCGUACAAUAGAAGCUACCAGUUUUGUUAGCCCAAAAUGGGUGCCGCAAAUGGGUGACAACACUGAGGUUAUGCGCGGUAUACAUCGCUUGCCUGGCAUUAGCUAUCCCGUGCUGACACCCAAUUUAAAAGGCUUUGAAAGUGCCCUAGCCGCAGGAGCUGAGGAGGUUGCCGUCUUUGGCGCCGCAUCCGACGCGUUCUCCAUGAAAAAUGUCAACUGUACGGCAGCUGAAGCUAUAGAGCGUUUCAAGCCAGUACUGGCUGCAGCACAAAAGCAUGGCGUGCGUGUUCGCGGUUAUGUUUCAACAGUGGUGGGUUGUCCAUAUGAAGGUGCUGUAGACCCCCAGGCUGUAGUCAAGGUGGUGCAGGCAUUGCAUGAUAUGGGCUGCUAUGAGAUCUCACUAGGCGACACCAUAGGCGUCGGCACAGUCGGUAGCAUGCGUCGCAUGUUAGAUGCAGUUACGCGUGCUGUGCCUGCCGAGCAAUUGGCUGUGCACUGCCACGAUACAUACGGACAAGCGCUUUGCAAUAUACUCGCUUCGCUGGAGUAUGGCAUACGGGUUGUUGAUGCUUCAGUUUCGGGUCUUGGCGGUUGUCCUUAUGCUCGCGGUGCCUCCGGAAAUGCUGCCACCGAAGAUGUGGUAUACAUGCUGCAUGGCUUGGGUUUGCAAACGGGUGUGGAUCUGGAUAAACUGAUCAAUGUUGGACGUUAUAUAUGCGGCGAGCUGGGUAGACCCAGUGAAUCGAAAGUGAAUCGCGCCUGGAAGGGCUCGGGAAAGGCUUAAAGUGGCAACAGUCUACAGUCUACAAAGCAAACGUUGGCAUUUACUAGUUUUCUAAUUUUUUGAUUUGUCUGUGUAAUCUUAAUGUUUAUUUGUUGAAUUAAAA